Molecule: messenger RNA, 962 nt
Organism: Melospiza georgiana
Lineage: Eukaryota; Metazoa; Chordata; Aves; Passeriformes; Passerellidae
Gene: GSTZ1
Product: glutathione S-transferase zeta 1
Exons: 9
Coding region: 83-730 (215 amino acids)
Biological process (GO): L-phenylalanine catabolic process; glutathione metabolic process
Cellular component (GO): cytoplasm; mitochondrion
Molecular function (GO): maleylacetoacetate isomerase activity; glutathione transferase activity
Source: RefSeq, a predicted model, not a curated record
AGCCUUUCCCCAUGCCAGCUGAGUUAAAAGGGAAAACACAGAGGUUGUUUUUAUUUCGUGGAGGCAACUGCACACAUUUUCCAUGGCAUCUGAAAAGCCAGUACUUUACAGCUAUUUCCGAAGUUCCUGUUCUUGGAGAGUGCGAAUCGCACUGGCUCUGAAAGGAAUUUCUUAUGACCUGGUCCCAGUGAACCUCAUUAAGGAUGGAGGACAGCAGUUUUCUGCUGAAUUCAAGGCACUGAAUCCAAUGCAGCAAGUCCCAGCCUUGAAAAUUGAUGGCAUCACCCUUUCUCAGUCGCUAGCUAUAAUUAAUUACCUAGAAGAGACACAUCCUAACCCCAGGCUCCUGCCCCAAGAUCCAAAGAAGAGAGCCAAAGUCAGAAUGAUCGCUGAUCACAUUGCCUCUGGCAUUCAGCCACUCCAGAACCUGAAUGUCCUGAAACAAAUGGGGGAGAAAAAAAUGGAAUGGGCUCAGAACUGUAUCAUGUCUGGUUUUCAAGCACUGGAGCAGAUUCUGCAGAGCACUGCUGGACGCUACUGUGUGGGGGAUGAAGUUUCCAUGGCUGAUCUGUGUUUAGUGCCUCAAGUUGCCAAUGCUGAAAGAUUCAAAGUGGACAUGGGUCCAUAUCCCACAAUAACCAGAAUAAAUAAAGCUCUCUUGGAGUUAGAGGCCUUCAAAACAAGCCACCCUUCCCGGCAGCCAGAUACUCCUGCAGAGCUGCGAGCUUGAAGCCUUUCUGCUCAUUACAUCUACAAAGCUGCCAUGAUAAAGAAGACAACACCUACAGGCUGAGUAUGACUUUAGUGCCAGUGCCUUCCCUUUCAUCUGAGUGGGAAGGACAGAGGACCUGGAAAUAGUGUGGAUGACUUACAGGAGCUAUGCCUGUGCUGGAAUACGGGCAGCUACUAGUUUUUUUCUAUGCAGUCUAUCUCCAUGAAGCAGAUUAAAGCAGAAGUAUCCA